This is a messenger RNA of Myotis brandtii (Brandt's bat), 948 nucleotides long. RefSeq names its product olfactory receptor 6V1. Gene Ontology annotation, cellular component: membrane. NCBI's taxonomy places the organism in Eukaryota, Metazoa, Chordata, Mammalia, Chiroptera, Vespertilionidae. Gene Ontology annotation, molecular function: G protein-coupled receptor activity; olfactory receptor activity. The coding region runs from base 1 to 948 and encodes 315 amino acids. The record is from RefSeq and is a predicted model, not a curated record. Gene Ontology annotation, biological process: G protein-coupled receptor signaling pathway. The transcript has a single exon.
AUGAGUAACUUCAGCGCUGUCAGAGAAUUUGUACUCCUGGGAUUUUCUCAUCUCCAUGAAUUCCAGAUCCUCUUGUUUGCUUUCAUCCUAUUGAUAUACGUGCUGACAUUACUGGGGAACCUGACCAUUAUCAUCCUCACAUGCCUUGACUCCCGCCUCCACUCACCCAUGUACUUCUUCCUCUGCAACUUCUCCUUCAUGGAGGUGCUGGUCACCUCUACUGUGGUUCCUAGGAUGCUGGCAGACCUGCUGUCCACUCAUAAGACCAUGUCCCUGGCCGAAUGCCUGACCCAGUCUUUCUUUUACUUCUCCUUGGGCUCCACCAACUUCCUGAUCCUCACAGUCAUGGCCUUUGAUCGUUACGUGGCCAUCUGCCGCCCUCUGCACUACCCAACCAUCAUGAACAGUUCAGUCUGUGUGAAGCUGGUGGUGCUCUGUUGGGUGGUUGGGUUCCUCUCCAUCGUCUCCCCCACCCUGCAGAAAACACGGCUCUGGUUCUGCGGCCCUAAUGUCAUCGACCACUACUUCUGUGACUCUGCCCCACUUCUCAAGCUGUCCUGCUCUGACACUCGCCACAUCGAGUUCAUGGACUUCUUUCUGUCCUUGAUCUUUGUGCUGGCCACCAUGCUGCUUAUCGUGGUCUCCUAUGUCCUCAUUGUGGCUGCAGUGCUGCACAUUCCCUCGUCCUCUGGGCGCCAGAAGGCCUUCUCCACCUGUGCCUCCCACCUCACUGUGGUGGUUCUGGGCUAUGGCAGUGCCAUCUUUAUCUAUGUGAGACCAGGCAAGGGCCACUCCACACACCUCAACAAGGUGGUGGCCCUGAUGACUGCAGUGGUGACUCCUUUCCUCAAUCCCUUCAUCUUCACUUUCCGAAAUGAGAAGGUCAAGGAGGUCAUUGAAGAUAUGACCAAAAGGAUCCUCUUCAGAGACCCAGCAGCCCACAGAUAA